Messenger RNA from Chelmon rostratus (copperband butterflyfish), 2518 nucleotides. RefSeq names its product endoplasmic reticulum-Golgi intermediate compartment protein 2-like. The coding region runs from base 172 to 1314 and encodes 380 amino acids. The record is from RefSeq and is a predicted model, not a curated record. Lineage: Eukaryota; Metazoa; Chordata; Actinopteri; Chaetodontiformes; Chaetodontidae. Gene Ontology annotation, biological process: retrograde vesicle-mediated transport, Golgi to endoplasmic reticulum; endoplasmic reticulum to Golgi vesicle-mediated transport. Gene Ontology annotation, cellular component: endoplasmic reticulum; COPII-coated ER to Golgi transport vesicle; membrane. The transcript is spliced from 14 exons.
CCCGCCUCCCGUGUGUUAGCGUCAUGGAUGUGUCAGGGUGGACUGAAAUUCAGGUUAUCACUCAAACAGCGGUUUUAACUUGAGGAGUUCGUCUUCCACAGACAAUGCACCACGAUUUAACAUCUAACUAGAUGUUAAAAGAGGAGGUGGAGAGCAGCCCUGAACCUGACGAUGAGGCGUCUGUCACGUAAGAAAGCCCUGAGCUUGGUGAAGGAGCUGGACGCCUUCCCCAAAGUGUCAGACAGCUAUGUGGAGACCUCAGCAUCUGGAGGAACAGUGUCCCUCAUAGCUUUCAGUGCCAUGGCACUUCUGGCUGUCUUAGAGUUCUUUGUUUAUAGAGACACAUGGAUGAAGUAUGAAUAUGAGGUUGACAAGGAUUUUUCCAGUAAAUUGAAAAUAAACAUUGACAUUACAGUCGCCAUGAAAUGCCAGCAUGUUGGGGCAGAUAUUCUGGACCUGGCUGAGACCAUGAUCACAUCCAACGGCCUCCAGUAUGAGCCUGCUAUUUUUGAGCUGACCCCACAACAGAGACUGUGGCAAAGGACGUUGAUUCUCAUACAGAGCAGGCUGAGAGAGAAGCAUGCUCUCCAGGAAGUCCUUUACAAAACUCUCCUGAAAGGCGGCCCCACUGCCCUGCCGCCACGAGAGGAUGCCUCCAUGGAGCCGCUCAAUGCCUGCAGGAUACACGGGCACGUCUACGUCAACAAGGUGGCCGGAAACCUCCACAUCACUGUGGGAAAGCCCAUUCACCAUCCUCAGGGUCAUGCCCACAUUGCAGCUUUUGUGAGCCACGAGACGUAUAACUUCUCUCAUCGAAUCGACCAUUUAUCUUUUGGGGAGGAGAUACCAGGCAUCAUCAAUCCUCUGGAUGGCACAGAGAAAAUCACCUUCAACAAUAACCAGAUGUUCCAGUACUUCAUCACAGUGGUGCCAACCAGGCUGAACACAUACAAGAUAUCUGCAGACACACACCAGUUUUCUGUGACUGAGCGGGAGCGGGUGAUAAACCACGCAGCGGGCAGCCACGGCGUUUCCGGCAUCUUCGUGAAGUACGACACCAGCUCACUGAUGGUGACGGUCAGCGAGCAGCACAUGCCGCUGUGGCAGUUCCUGGUGCGACUGUGCGGCAUCAUCGGCGGUAUAUUCUCCACGACAGGCAUGCUGCACGGGCUCGUCGGCUGUUGUUUUGAUGUUAUCUGCUGUCGCCUCAAACUUGGAGCGUAUCGGCCCAGAGAGGACGUGCGGCUACACAACCAGAACAAUCUAAACAAUCACCAGACUCCUUUGUUGGCUGACAAUGUGCCUCAGGAGUAGCAGCCAUAGUCAAACUGCUGAUUCUGCCUUCGUGAGGUUUAAUGGCGAGGAGGCGACCUGACAGAUCCUGUGAGUUCAUGCUUUCUCAUCCCCGUCGGAGAGAAGGCGUCAUCAUCCGAGGAUGCCCGUUGUUUUUUAAUGUUGUUCAGUUUGUGCUUUUUAAUUGUCAGUAUUUACAUAUGUCAUGGAAUUGUGUUUUUCUAUGAAAAAGGAAAAGCUGUCUUGUUCGACACUGUGCUGUUAACUAAGUUCACAUCAGAUGAUUGCACUUUAGGGUUAGGGUUUUGAAUACCUGUGAUGGAGUUUGUUUCUUUACAAAUGUUAGAAGCUGUGUGUUCCAUGUGCUGUAAAAUUGUCUAAUACCAAUAUCCCUGAAUUAAAAAAUAUGCUACCACAGUUUUGCUUUAAAGUUACAUGAACAUUUAGAUGAUCGUCAGAUACGUCAGUCUCUAUGAUGUGAACCAAAAAAUUAUGCUGAUCAAGUUUAAAGAGGCUGGUUGCAUUGGUAGGUAGUAGAAAUUCGUAUCCUUGUAUGUGGAGGAAAAAAAGAUAUUCACAUGCUUUAUCUGCAGCUGAUUUGUGCUACAUGGGUCGGUGCUUUAUUGGGUGCAGUUAGAAAAAUCUGUCAUCAUUUCUUAACCUUAAUGUAAAUCCAGCAUCUAAUACAGAAAAGUCCAGCGUUCGAGAGGUAGAGCAUGCUGUUGCUAAUUACUGCUAUUUCAGGCGCAACAAGUGAGCGUGUCGGUAAAUUAACAAGCUUAUGAAGAGAAUGAGAAGCCUGAGACUGAAAGAAAAUGAGGUUGUUUGAAGCCUGGAGACACCUCAAGAGAAUAAAAGGACUAUAAUAAAGGACUCUUCCACAGUUGUAAAAUGCCAUAAAACCUCCACACUCCAUAUAAACCUAAAGAGUACACCUCUGUUUUAUUAUUGUACGUGUAUUAAAAAGAACAGCUAUAAAUCAAAGCCCUGGACCUACAUUUCCCAUAAUGCAACUACACAUAAUCUUUUAUUAGAGCUGCUAUAGAUAGUAAAGUUUGCACUCACCUUUGAAUGCAGACUGUUGGAAAUCAUUGUUGAAGCCAAGAUCGGAUUACCCCGAUGACAUCACUGGGGUAUUUUUCUUUUUUCACACUUUGGAAAUCAGAAGAAGAAACAAAGACAUAACACAACCAAGCAGCAACCCCCAGGGCUGAAAAAUAAAGCC